Marmota monax (woodchuck) is the source of this 4143-nucleotide messenger RNA. RefSeq names its product family with sequence similarity 13 member C (gene Fam13c). Lineage: Eukaryota; Metazoa; Chordata; Mammalia; Rodentia; Sciuridae. Bases 946 to 2736 code for a protein of 596 amino acids. The record is from RefSeq and is a predicted model, not a curated record. The transcript is spliced from 14 exons.
UGGAAGCAACUAUCAUGAAGGUAUUCACCGUCCCCUACCCCUCUUCGUAUUAGAUGCAUUGUCUCCUGUAAUCUGGGACUGCGAAGAUCGCCAGACAUGCUGACCGAUGGGGCCCAGAAAUCUUUACAGGUUGAAGUCAGCAUUUUAGCAGCUGCAGAGAGAUAUUAAAACCAGCUGGUUGCUUGCAGAAGCUCCAUGCUCCAAGAUGAGUUCUUGGAGCUCGAAUUUUUAAAAAAUCUAUCUGACAUGUCAGAAAGGGAGCUUGGUUGUAUUUUGCCAACAUUAGUGUCAGUUUCAUGCAGUACAAGCUGUGUACAUGUACCACAAAUAGGAGAUGGAUGCGAAAUGACUUUGAGUUUAAUUUCCAGCAUGGGAUAAACAAACUAAACUUACCCUUGUUCUCUCCUGUCUACAGAUUUUUAAGACACAGUGGAGUAAACUUUUCUUGCAUGCUCUUUGUCGUUUUUGUCUUCUGACCUCAGAGAUGUGGCUAUAGGAGAAAUGAGUUAUCUGGUCCUACAGUGAAAGCUGUUGACUAGGGCAACUAACACUAUUUAAACAUGGGACGAAGGAGUACAGUGUUUUACUCAAGUCCAGCAGGCACAGUAUUUUUUUUAUUAGAUAUUUAUAGUUAAUCAUUUUAAGUCUUGUCAUCCCUUCCUUAAUGUUUGCCCAAUAUUAUACUCUACAUGUAAAAAAUUAAUAGGUAGCUUAUUUUGCUAAUACUGUAUGUAAUUUAUAUAGACAUAUGUGUACAAACUAUAUAUAUGCACAUCAUUUUGCAAUAUUUCUCUAGGCUAAUUUAUGUUGUUAACUUCUGGGACCUUUUGUUAGAAGUGGCUCCUAACAGCUUUUUAGGAACAAGACAAGCAUAAAGUUGUAUUCUUAAAUGUCAUUUAAAAAUAUUUUAGAAGUUUGACACAGAAACCCCACUUAACUUGGGUGAUGUUUACCGAAGUUUUCAAAAAAGCAAAUAAAUGUAGAAAUGAACAUCAUUUGAGUUUCAGGUCCCACCACUAUCACAGUGACUUGGUGAUAGAGAGGUGUGACGAAGACAUAGUCUCUUUACAUGAAGAUCAGACUGACUGUUCCAGUCUCAGGGAUGAAGACAAUAAAGAGAAUUACCCAGACGCCCGGGCUCCUGUAGAGGAGCACGCGCCGCCCCACGGAGAGGCACCGCAGCAUGUAGAGCAGACGGUGCAGGUGGACUGCGUACUGCGACCCGCCAUGGGCAACUUCAAGUCCAGGAAGCCCAAGUCCAUCUUCAGAACUGAGAGUGGGAGGACCCACGGAGAAAGUCAGGAGACAGAGCACGUGGGGCCCAGCCAGUUGGAGUGCCAGGGCAGAACAGGAACGCCAGUUCAUGAGAGUCCACAGAACAACACCUUCAGGUGUCAAGAAGCAGUUCGACUUCAACCAAGAAUAGACCAGAGGGCUACCAAUUGGCCAAAGGAUGCUUUUGAAACUCAGCAGGACUUAAAUGAGGAAGAAGCUCCCCAGGUGCAUGGAAUCAAGGAGCCAGCCCCCGUGACAACCCAAAGUGUGCCUGCCGAUGAGGCAGAUUCUGCAGACCCCAUGCCAGUCCACAAAGAUGGGCAGAAUGAAGCCGACAGCACACCAGAAGACCUCCAGUCUGUUGGGACCAGCAGGCUGCUUUAUCACAUCACUGAUGGUGACAACCCACUGCUGUCGCCACGAUGCUCCAUCUUUAGCCAAAGCCAGAGAUUCAAUUUAGACCCUGAGUCAGCCCCUUCUCCACCCAGCACUCAGCAGUUCAUGAUGCCCCGAAGUUCUUCUCGGUGUAGCUGUGGUGAUGGCAAGGAGCCACAGACCAUUACCCAGCUCACCAAGCACAUCCAGAGCCUCAAGCGGAAAAUUCGGAAAUUUGAAGAGAAAUUUGAACAAGAAAAGAAAUACCGGCCUUCACAUGGAGACAAGACUUCUAAUCCUGAAGUCCUGAAAUGGAUGAAUGAUUUGGCUAAAGGUCGUAAACAGCUCAAAGAAUUAAAGCUGAAGCUGUCUGAAGAACAGAGGAGUGCUCCCAAAGGCCCACCUAGAAAUCUGUCCUGUGAGCAACCCACGGUCCCCAGAGAAAAUGGGAAGCCAGAAGCUGCAGGCCCUGAGCCAAGCUCCUCUGGAGAGGAAACUUUAGAUGCUGUGUUGACAUGCCUGAAGGAGAAGAGAGAGCACCUUCCUCCGCAGGAGGAUUUUAAGGUAACUAAGCAAGACAAGAACCUCAUAAAGCCUCUUUAUGACCGAUACAGAAUUAUCAAGCAAAUCUUGUCAACGCCUUCCCUUAUUCCAACAAUUCAGGAAGAAGAAGACUCUGAUGAAGAUUGUCCACAGGGAAGCCAACAACAUUCUUUACCAGAUCCAGCAUCUUUCCUUCCUGUCAGUGACCACCUCACCUAUUCUAAUGAAACUGAGCCUGUUAGGGCCCUACCACCUGAUGAAAAGAAGGAAGUAAAACAACCAGCCCUCUCCAUGUCCAAUUUACAUGAAGCAACCAUGCCUGUACUUCUUGAUCAUCUUCGAGAAACUAGGGCUGACAAGAAGAGAUUGCGAAAAGCCCUAAGAGAAUUUGAAGAACAGUUUUUUAAACAAACAGGAAGAAGUCCACAAAAAGAAGAUAGGAUACCAAUGGCAGACGAGUACUAUGAAUACAAGCACAUAAAAGCCAAACUGAGAUUACUAGAGGUCCUUAUCAGCAAGCAAGAUGUGGCCAAAACUAUUUGAGGUUCAGGAAAUGUCUAUGAUCACUUUCACCCAAGAUAAGGUCAAGUGUAUUUCUCUCUACCACUCUUGCUAAGUAGUUCUGACAUACUGAAAAUGUAAGCACUUUAGCUGUAGUAUUAGCUAUUUUUAAGAUGGGAUAAUAAGUGUAAUUAUAUAUGAGAAGGGAUUUAAAUGGGGGAAACAUGCAACAGGUAACCAUCUAACUGAGGGAGAAAAAUUGAGCCUCCUCCAUUCCAAGAAGAAAACUCAGUCAAUAUAAUUAUUUCAAAAUGCAUCCAAUAUUUUGUCAAAUCUGAAUAGUAUAUAGUUGGGCCACAUUUGAUAGGGAAAAUUUAUUAGUGUCCAAAGAUUGUUUAUAUUGAUGUAUGGAAAAAAGCAUGUUUGUUUUGUUUUUCCCAUGAGGAAAACAAAUUCUGCUUUUUGUGAAAGACAGCUAGUACAAAAAAUAAUUUAUUUGAAAUUUCUAAUCAGCUUUUAAGUGAUACAACAUUGACUACCUUGUCCCUUAGUAUGUUAGGCUUUCAAUAUCCUAGAAUAUACUAGAGUGUGUCACUGCUAAUUUUUUUAUUUCUAUAUAAAAAUAACACAUCAUUUUAUGUUAUUUGAAUUUUACAUUUCUGGUUACCAAAGUUCAUUCUGAUAGCAUGUACUUUGUGAAUUAUCUUUUGUCUAUAACUGACAGAUGUUUAUAUUAUUAAAAUUUUAAAAUAGGUAUUUUGGAUAGAUGUGUCUGCAGUAUAAUAAUCUAAUGUGAUCAUAGUAUUAUUGCUAAUCUUUUGUUUACAAUAACUAAAAGUUAUAUAACUAUUUUUCCAUUGGGAAUAUGCAUUUUUCUUAAUGUUCCAAGGUAUAUACUUUGUAAUGUGAAAAAAUUUUCUCAUGCACUGUAGUGAUUCAUUCUAUAUAAAAACGGAAGGUUUGGAAAUUGUUAUAACACCUUGGCAAAGAAGCCAGAAUAUUUUAUUUGCUUCAUCAACAUCAGUGUAUAUUGUUUUGUUAUUUUGUACUAAAUUGCUUUUUUAUAAAAACAAGUAAAAGGUUGACAUUUUUCUCAUGUACCAAUCAUUUCUAUUUUAUGUAAUGUUUAAGCAUGAAGAAAUUCACAUUUUCAUAUAGUUUGGAUGAGAAUAUUGAUGAUUUCAGAAGCAGACUAUUUCAGAGGCUCAUUUUCUCUGUAUAUUUCAUAACUUUUAUGAAUGAGAAUAAUGUCCUUCAUAAAUUUGUUUAAUUGAAGUCAUCUACUUGGAACAGGACAAAUACACAACUAUUUGAGGUUUACAAAUUACAUCUUUGAUAAGGGAAAUGGUUUCGUGACAUGUAUACAAUUGCUAUUAAAAUGUAACUAUAUAUUCUAUAUGAUUGUAAAUAUUUUAUACAACAAUACAAAUAAAAUAUUUUUCUAUUAUA